Molecule: messenger RNA, 2403 nt
Organism: Artibeus jamaicensis (Jamaican fruit-eating bat)
Lineage: Eukaryota; Metazoa; Chordata; Mammalia; Chiroptera; Phyllostomidae
Gene: VIPR2
Product: vasoactive intestinal peptide receptor 2
Exons: 13
Coding region: 121-1449 (442 amino acids)
Biological process (GO): cell surface receptor signaling pathway; adenylate cyclase-modulating G protein-coupled receptor signaling pathway
Cellular component (GO): plasma membrane
Molecular function (GO): vasoactive intestinal polypeptide receptor activity; peptide hormone binding; G protein-coupled peptide receptor activity
Source: RefSeq, a predicted model, not a curated record
GCUUCGGGCCGCCGGGUGGCAGCUGCUGGGCGCGCCGCGCCCGGGCUGGGAGCCUGGACUGCGGUCCCGGGAGCCGUGUGUGGUGCGUCGCGCGCCCCACGUGGGCGCCACGGAGCCGGGAUGAGGGCGCCCGCGCUGCUGCCGCCGGCGCUGCUGACCUGCUGCGGCUGGCUGCUCGGCCCGGUGAACAGCAUUCACCCGGAAUGCCGAUUGCAUCUGGAAAUACAGGAGGAAGAAACCAAGUGUGCAGAGCUCCUGAGGGCCCAGGCGGACCUGCCCAGAGCCUGCAGCGGCGUCUGGGACAACCUCACCUGCUGGCGCCCAGCGGACAUCGGCGAGACGGUGACGGUGCCCUGCCCCGCGGUGUUCAGCAGCCCUCACAGCAGACCAGGAAACAUAAGCAAGAACUGCACAGGCGACGGCUGGUCGGAGAUGUUCCCGGAUUUCAUGGACGCGUGUGGCUAUGGUGACCCUGAGGACGAGGGCAAGGUCACGUUCUACGUCCUGGUGAAGGCCAUUUACACCCUGGGCUACAGCGUCUCCCUGGUCUCCCUGACAACCGGAAGCAUAAUUCUUUGCCUCUUCAGGCGGCUGCACUGCACCCGGAACUACAUCCACCUGAACCUGUUCCUCUCCUUCAUCCUGCGAGCCCUCUCGGUGCUGGUCAAAGACGACGUUCUGUACUCCAGCUCGGGCACCCUGCACUGCCCCGACCGGCCGUCCUCCUGGGUGGGCUGCAAGCUGAGCCUGGUGUUCUUCCAGUACUGCAUCAUGGCCAACUUCUACUGGCUGCUGGUGGAGGGGCUGUACCUGCACACCCUCCUGGUGGCCAUUUUCUCCCCCGGCUGCCGCUUUCCCGCCUACCUCCUGAUCGGGUGGGGCAUCCCCACCGUGUGCACGGGCGCGUGGACAGUGGCCAGGCUCUCUUUAGAAGACACAGGUUGCUGGGAUACCAAUGAGCACAGCGGCCCCUGGUGGGUGAUUCGAGCACCAAUUUUACUUUCCAUUGUAGUGAAUUUUGUCCUGUUCGUCAGCAUUGUGCGGAUUCUGCUGCAGAAACUCAUGUCCCCAGACGUCGGUGGCAGCGAGCAGUCACAGUACAAGAGGCUGACCAAGUCCACCCUGCUGCUCAUCCCUCUGUUUGGCGUCCACUACAUGGUGUUUGCCGUGUUUCCCAUUGGCAUCUCCUCCAAGUACCAGAUCCUGUUUGAGCUGUGUGUGGGGUCCUUCCAGGGCCUGGUGGUGGCGGUGCUCUACUGCUUCCUCAACAGCGAGGUGCAGAACGAGUUGAGAAGAAAGUGGCCGAGCCUGGGCCCGAGCCGGCCCUCCGGCCGGGGUGACCGGCUGCACAGCCUGUCCAUCUCCAGGAACGGCUCGGAGAGCACCCUGCACUUCCCCCGCGGCUCCCGCACACUGUCCUUCCUGCAGACGGAGACCUCGGUCAUCUAGUGCCGGCCAGCCCGGCCCCAGAGUGACGCAGCCACCAUGGAACCCGGCCCCAGAGUGACGUAGCGCAAGUUGGGGAGACUGGGCCUUCGCCAGCCCCGACCCAGGGCCUGGGUUACUGCAGGACAGGCGGGGACUAAACUCUGAUCAUCGUGAAAUUCCUUGUGUAGGUGAUUUUGUCUGUUACAUGUUGCUGUGCACAUGGACCCAUUUUCAAAGAGAAUGGGGGAGACCAGGUGACCCCUGAAAUGAGAUGUGCUGGCCCAGACUCGGGUCCAGCGGCUGUGCAAGGAAGGGUUUCUGAACUCCACGUCUAUUAUCCUCGGCUGGCAGCUGGGCCCCCAGGAGGGAGAGGGUCGCCCCUUCUGCAUGGCUCCCAUCCCUGUCCCCUACCCUGGGUCUCACCAGGGCUGCUGCUUGUCUACGGGACACGGAAGCUGGCAGGGGACGCCCCUGAAAUUGUUCCUGCAGGCUGAGGUGCCCCUCUCCUUCCUCAAAGGCCACAGCAGCAGUGUGUCACCCCUCGAGGGGUCCCGGCCUUCUGGGGGCCCCUCGACUGUGGAAUGGACCUUCAGAGUCACUUCAGGCCCAUCCACCCAACAGCCUCCGGUCACCAGGGCACCCCUGGAAACAGGGUGUUUGAUCUGGUGGGGGCAAACCUAUUCUCUCCUUGAAGAAAACAAUCUUUGGGUGGUUUCUGCUUCAGUGGAGAGUUACUGUGACAAGUAAGAGUGGACUGGGCGCCCCUGCGCAGUGCUGGCCGACGGUGGUCCUGGCCGUGGGCCCUCAGGCUGCCAGCCGUGCAGGCAGGUCUGGGUGUCAGGAGUGCGGGGCGCUGGCAGGCAACUGUUUAUCGGUCAUUACCGGGCGCAGGUACCAGAGCCAGCGUGUCAUUUACAAUGUUGUGGGUGUGUACGCCGUGACCGCGGGCGAGCACGUCAAUAAAUCUGGUUUCGU